AUGGCCAAGCCUGAAACAACAGUGCCUCCAAAGAUAAGAGAUAGCACACGAUUGUAUCCUUAUUUUAAGUCAAGAUUCCUCAUCUUCAAAUCUGCUCCACCAUUUCCGUAUAAAACACAAGCAGAGUUAGUUCUUGCAUGUGUUGUUUUACAUAAUUAUCUUCGUAAAGAAUGUCGUUCAGACGUGUUUCCUGAAGAAGUUGUUGUCGCUGAUGAUAAUGAAAGUGAUGUUCAAGAAAUAGGUGAAGAUGAGAACAUGGAUGAUGAUGUUCAAAAUGGCACUCAAGAACAACAAAGAGUGAAUGCUAAUAAUUCGAGAGCAAAUAUAGCAGCAACCAUGUGGACAGAUGCUAUGCAUAUGGGAUCUUGA
Messenger RNA from Brassica napus (rape), 369 nucleotides. RefSeq lists its product as uncharacterized. The record is from RefSeq and is a predicted model, not a curated record. The transcript has 2 exons. NCBI's taxonomy places the organism in Eukaryota, Viridiplantae, Streptophyta, Magnoliopsida, Brassicales, Brassicaceae. Bases 1 to 369 code for a protein of 122 amino acids.